This is a messenger RNA of Osmerus eperlanus (European smelt), 1012 nucleotides long. RefSeq names its product peptidylprolyl isomerase (cyclophilin)-like 6 (gene ppil6). Gene Ontology annotation, molecular function: peptidyl-prolyl cis-trans isomerase activity. Gene Ontology annotation, biological process: protein peptidyl-prolyl isomerization. Lineage: Eukaryota; Metazoa; Chordata; Actinopteri; Osmeriformes; Osmeridae. The record is from RefSeq and is a predicted model, not a curated record. The transcript is spliced from 8 exons. Bases 48 to 929 code for a protein of 293 amino acids.
CUUGUUUACUGACACAGGCACCAGGGAGUUUGUCAAGACGAGCCAUCAUGACUUCCAAAGUACAUAUAGAAAUUGUCGGUUUGAUGAAAGUUCAUAAUUUUCAAAUCGCUAAGGGCAUUGCUGAGGGACUGAAAUUGAAGUUUCCCAACUCCUUCUUGGAUCCAACUAUUCAGCCAUUAUUUGAAUGUGACUGGCAUGCAUAUCUAAGCAAUAAGAAAAGGGAACUGAGGGGGGAAAUAUGGCAGUACUCCAGCCACCUAAUGUGUUUCGUAAACAACGGUCUCCUUGGUGAUGAGAAGGAUCUGGCUGGCUGGGCUGUGAAGGAGUGGGACUUUACCUUCAUUCGACCACAUGCUCUCUACCUGGCCCUCGCUGAGGACUUCUACUCCAAACACCUUCGUGGCACUGGGCACACCUUUGUUUACAUAGACAUUACCAUCAGAGGGGAAGCAGUUGGAAGGUUACUAUUUGAAUUGUACUCAGAUCUCUGCCCAAAGACGUGUAAAAACUUCCAGGCUCUGUGCACUGGUGAGGAAGGCUUGUCAAAUAAUGAUCUCUUGCUGACCUACAAGGGUUCAUUGUUUCACAGAGUGGUGCCCAAUGGCUGGAUACAAGGGGGAGAUAUUUUGCCAUUAGCCAAAGGCACUGGUGGGGAGUCGAUCUACGGACCCACAUUUGAGGAUGAGAGUUUUGCGGUCUCCCAUAGUAAACGAGGCAUCUUGGGGAUGGCCAACAAGGGUCCCCAUAGCAACGGCUCCCAGUUCUACAUAACCCUGCAGCCGGCCAAUUGGAUGGACAGGAAAUAUGUGGCUUUUGGUGAAGUGAUAGAAGGCACAGAGGUUCUGAAGAAACUAGAGGAAGUCCAAACCUACAACGAGAGACCAAAGCAGGAGUGUAAGGUGCUCGACUGUGGAGUGUUUGAACCUUGACCUGUUUGGGGUUUUUACCCAACAAUGUAACAUUGUAACAUGCAAUUUCCUAUUCCCUUCCUAUAUAAAGUUAACACAACUGA